AUGCCCAUCGUCUUGGAUGCCGAUGCGCUUCUGGUCGUCCAAAAGAGCCCCGAGCUAGUCAAGGGCUACAAGUCGGUCAUAUUGACGCCCAAUGUUGUGGAGUUUGGCAGGUUAUGCGAGACCUUGGGCGUUAAGGCGAACGAAGAGAAGGAGACAGGCAAAGUCGAGGCAUUGUGCAAGGCGCUCGGAGGCGUAACAAUCAUCGAGAAGGGCGGGAAAGACUUCAUUUCGAAUGGCACCACGACUCUUGUGGAUGAUAUGAAGGGCGGGAAGAAGAGGAGUGGUGGUCAGGGCGACACGCUCACGGGAUCCAUUGCCACGUUUCUGGGCUGGAGGAAAGCAUACCUCGACGGGCUAUGGGAUAUCGGCGAGGACAAGAUCAGCGCUGAUGAGCUGAUCGGCUUGGCUGCUUUUGGCGGCAGUGCCAUCACGAGAGAGUGCUCGCGACUGGCUUUUGCUAAAAAGGGGCGAAGCUUGCAGGCCAGCGACCUGACGGACGAGGUUCACAACGCUUUCCUGAAUUUGUUCGGAGAGGUCGACGGUGAUGAGGGCGGCUCGAGGCUGUAG
Molecule: messenger RNA, 567 nt
Organism: Emericellopsis cladophorae
Lineage: Eukaryota; Fungi; Ascomycota; Sordariomycetes; Hypocreales; Bionectriaceae
Product: ATP-dependent-like protein
Exons: 2
Coding region: 1-567 (188 amino acids)
Biological process (GO): metabolite repair
Molecular function (GO): ATP-dependent NAD(P)H-hydrate dehydratase activity
Source: RefSeq, a predicted model, not a curated record